AUGUUUUCUCUGCCUUGUCACCUCACUUGCUGUUUUUCUUCUUCCUCCAUAGGUUAUGGCCAUGCUGUACCCUUGUCAGAUGGAGGGAAGGCCUUCUGUCUCUUGUACUCCAUCAUUGGCAUCCCUUUCACCCUCCUCUUCCUGACGGCAGUGGUCCAGCGCAUCACCUUCUAUAUCACCCACAGACCUGUUUUUUACUUCCACACCCGCUGGGGCUUCUCCAAGCACACUGUGUCCCUCGUACAUGCGCUCGUCCUCGGAUCUGUCACCAUGUCCUUGUUCUUCCUCAUCCCAGCAGCUGUGUUCUCCAACCUGGAAAGUGACUGGAACUUCCUUGAAUCAUUUUAUUUUUGUUUUAUUUCCCUGAGCACCAUUGGCUUAGGGGAUUAUGUUCCUGGAGAAAGUGAUAAUCAGAGAUUCAGAGCCAUCUACAAGUUUGGAAUCACGUGUUACCUGCUACUCGGCCUGAUAGCCAUGCUGGUGGUCCUGGAAACGUUCUGUGAGCUCCGAGAGCUGAAAAAAUUCAGGAAGCUGUUCUACGUGAAGAGGUUCAAGGGCGAGGACCAAUUGCACAUUUUGGAGCACGAUCAGCUCUCCUUCUCCUCUAUCUCAGAGCAGGCAGCUGGUCUGAAAGAGGACCAGAAGCAGAAGGAGCCCUUUGUGGCGGCUCAGCUGUCCACGCAGUCAGAUGGCUCUGCCAACAAUUAAAAGUAGGGCUUUGCUCCCUGAUCUCCGAGCACCAGAGUCAUGGCAGUCAGAGGCAGACUUGAUUUUCUUCCUUUUUAUGAGAAUGUAAAAACCAUGGUGAUGCUAUUUUAAUAAAUAUGUCAGUUUGCAGUAUUUUUUCAAACAAAAAGCAGACAAGCACGUGAGGCAGAGGAAAGCUUUUGCUCUGAAGGAAGGAAUGUUUCGUGUCUGAGGAAAUAGGAUGAGCACCUGUCAUUUUUACGUGGCCAAAUGAUGUAUGUAGACGAUUGUAGAUUGAAAAUACUGGGAGCUGUUCUGUUGUGGAUAGAUCAGUUUUUAUAUUUUUAAUUAGGGACUUUCGGGUUUGCAUUGAAAUUAUUUAGCCAUUGGCUUAAUAGAAAAAUUUAUAUUUAAAAACAAGAACACACAAAAAGGCAUAGAGUUGUAUUUUAAAAAUAAGUUUAUGCGUAUGGUUGCAUGCGCUUAUCCAAAUUGAUUAUUUUUUUAGAAUCUAAGUUAUAACCUACUAUUUAUAAUCAAUAGAUAGCCAUUUAAUGUGUAAAUAAAAAGUAUAAAUAUGUUUUUAUUCUGUAAAUAUGUUUUUGAUCACCACAUCCCAGUACAUUUCUUUUUUUAAUAAAUCAUUUUAUUGGGAGUUCGUACAACUCACCACAAUCCAUACACACAUCCAUUGUGUCAAGCACAUUUCCCAGUACAUUUCUUAACCCAAGAGUGUAGAUAUGUUUUCUUUUGAUUUCUCUAUAUGCCCAAGAAAUACAGAUUUGCUGAAAUAAGAUAAAAUGGAAGAAGAUACUUACAAGUGAAUAUCUAUGGCAUUCUGCCACAGCGUUUCUACUCUCUGGCAGUAGCAAGUCUUGGACGCCUAAAAUGUUUGUAAAUGAUUCUUUGAAAGAGAACAGGUUGAUAGUGAAGAAUACAAUUUGUAUCCUGGUCAAUGUGUACAAAGAUAUUUUGUUUUGAAAGGGUUUUUGUGAUUUAGAGCCUAGAACUUGAAACACAUUUUCUCUGUGUACAUAAUGUACGGCACACUCAUGUACAAGAGGAUCUGACCUGACUCCUGGGAUCCGUUAACAGAAUUCCCAAUUCCCCUCAGCAUUUCUUCUCCAUCUGUCUUCAGCUGGAAGUGCUACUGAAACCUUCUGAGCUUCUUAGCAACAUUCAAGGCUCCACUGAACCACCACUUCAAAACUGAAAAAAUAACAACUUCUUAAUCAGGAUAUCGUUAAGAAAUAGCAGUGUAGUACUUAAUUUUAAGACCUUUUCUGAGUCUAUAGAGAAUACGCCAAAUCUUAAUGCUCUCCAAACUGCUAUUGUUAAUUUGAAGGGUGAGGUACAAAACCAGAAAUAAAAUCAGUCUUCUGACCUCAUCUGUUGGAAAAUGA
This is a messenger RNA of Echinops telfairi (small Madagascar hedgehog), 2090 nucleotides long. It is a transcript of the gene KCNK1, whose product is annotated as potassium two pore domain channel subfamily K member 1. Lineage: Eukaryota; Metazoa; Chordata; Mammalia; Afrosoricida; Tenrecidae. Gene Ontology annotation, cellular component: membrane. The transcript has 2 exons. The coding region runs from base 1 to 708 and encodes 235 amino acids. The record is from RefSeq and is a predicted model, not a curated record. Gene Ontology annotation, biological process: stabilization of membrane potential; potassium ion transmembrane transport. Gene Ontology annotation, molecular function: potassium ion leak channel activity.